Knipowitschia caucasica is the source of this 792-nucleotide messenger RNA. The record is from the annotation of a GenBank genome assembly. Lineage: Eukaryota; Metazoa; Chordata; Actinopteri; Gobiiformes; Gobiidae.
AUGUCACUACCCACAGACUCAGACCUCCUCACUCCCUCAGACCUCCUCACUCCCUUAGACCUCCUCACUCCCUCAGACCCACAGACUCAGACCGCCUCACUCCCUCACUCCCUCAGACCCACAGACUCAGACCGCCUCACUCCCUCAGACCUCCUCACUCUCUCGGAUCCACUCCCUCAGACCUCCUCACUGCCUCAGACCUCCUCACUCCCUCAGACCCACAGACUCAGACCUCCUCAGACCUCCUCAGACCUCCUCCCUCCCUCAGACCUCCUCACUCCCUCAGACCUCCUCAUUCCCUCAGACCUCCUCCCUCCCUCAGACCUCCUCCCUCCCUCAGACCUCCUCAUUCCCUCAGACCUCCUCAGACCUCCUCCCUCCCUCAGACCUCCUCAGUCCCUCAGACCUCCUCCCUCCCUCAGACCUCCUCCCUCCCUCAGACCUCCUCCCUCCCUCAGACCUCCUCAUUCCCUCAGACCUCCUCAGACCUCCUCCCUCCCUCAGACCUCCUCAUUCCCUCAGACCUCCUCAGACCUCCUCCCUCCCUCAGACCUCCUCAUUCCCUCAGACCUCCUCCCUCCCUCAGACCUCCUCCCUCCUUCAGACCUCCUCCCUCCCUCAGACCUCCUCCCUCCUUCAGACCUCCUCCCUCCCUCAGACCUCCUCCCUCCCUCAGACCUCCUCCCUCCCUCAGACCUCCUCCCUCCUUCAGACCUCCUCCCUCCCUCAGACCUCCUCCCUCCCUCAGAUCCACUGCUCAAAAACCACCAGUUCAAAACUUCCUACAUUUAA